Molecule: messenger RNA, 1488 nt
Organism: Penicillium macrosclerotiorum
Lineage: Eukaryota; Fungi; Ascomycota; Eurotiomycetes; Eurotiales; Aspergillaceae
Gene: glkA
Product: glucokinase glkA
Exons: 2
Coding region: 1-1488 (495 amino acids)
Biological process (GO): glycolytic process; glucose 6-phosphate metabolic process; intracellular glucose homeostasis
Cellular component (GO): cytosol; mitochondrion
Molecular function (GO): D-glucose binding; fructokinase activity; ATP binding
Source: RefSeq, a predicted model, not a curated record
AUGUCUUCCGCUUUGCUGGACGAAGCCACGCGCAUUGCGCGCGACUUUGACUUCCCCGCAGACCAAGUCCAGCGCGGUGUCGCAGAGUACAUCCGGCAAUCAGAGGAGGGUUUACAGAAAGAAGACAUGACCCUGAGUCAAAUUCCAACCUUUGUGACCGCUGUCCCCAAUGGCACAGAAAAGGGCCUCUAUCUCGCCGUCGACCUGGGUGGCACCAACUUCCGUGUUUGCUCUGUUCAGCUACACGGUGACACAACUUUCUCCCUCACUCAGUCCAAGAUCAUGAUUCCCCGGGAACUCAUGGCCUCUGGGACCUCCAAAGAUCUCUUCCUCUUUUUGGCCCGUCAAAUUGAGGCUUUCCUGCGUAUUCAUCACAAUGAACACUUCGAGGCCCACCUGCGUCGACGACUCGAUGGUAAUCAGGAACAGGAUCUUUUCGAUCUGGGCUUCACCUUCAGUUUCCCUGUGCGUCAAUUUGGCAUCAACUCCGGCACCCUCAUCCGGUGGACCAAGGGCUUCAACAUUCCCGAUGCCGUAGGCCAUGAUGUAUGUGCCCUGCUACAGUCUGCCAUUGACGAGCUUCAGCUACCCGUUCGCGUGGCUGCGCUGGUGAACGAUACCGUGGGAACCUUGAUGGCUCGCUCCUAUACCUCCCCUGGUGAGACGGGCACCUUUUUGGGCGGUAUUUUCGGUACCGGUACCAACGGUGCCUACGUCGAGAAGCUUGAGAACAUCACCAAGCUCCAACACAUGAAAGAGGCUCAUUAUGACAAAUCGACCGGCGAGAUGAUUAUCAACGCUGAGUGGGGUAGCUUCGACAACCACAUGAGCGUACUGCCCAACACCAUCUUCGAUCAGGAGCUGGAUGCGGACAGCAACAACCCCGGUGUGCAAAUGUUCGAGAAACGGGUUUCCGGUAUGUUCCUGGGCGAGAUUCUGCGUCGUGCCCUGCUUGCACUGCAUAACAACCCCGCUUUGGGUCUCUUCAAGCCCAACAAGACUUCCAACGUCUCUCUGCCUUCCGACUCCCUCUUUUACCGUCAAUGGGGUUUGGAUACUAGUCUUCUCAGCCAAGUCGAGGCCGACAACACUCCCCAAAUGCUUGACGUCAAGGCCGCACUGAAGGACCACCUGAAGAUCGAGAACCCCAGUGACACCGAAUGCAAAGCUGUCAAGAUCUUGGUCCACGCCAUCGGCAAGCGUGCUGCACGUCUCAGUGCCGUUCCGAUCGCCGCUAUCCUCAUUCACACCAACAAGCUGCAGACUGAUGACUUAAUUGACAUUGGUGUGGACGGCAGUCUCGUCGAGUUCUACCCCAACUUUGAGGGCUACAUGCGUGAUGCCCUUCGCGAAGUCGCUGAAGUUGGACCCCGAGGCUCUGAGAAAAUUCGCAUUGGCAUUUCCAAGGACGGAAGCGGCGUUGGUGCUGCUCUGAUCGCCUUGGUUGCCAGCAAGGAUGAGACCUUAAAGAACCCCUCCGAGAAAUGA